GGCAGGCGGCAGCUUUCGGGGCCGCUUCCCGAGAGGAGCGGACAGACUCGGCUCCCCCGCUCGCUCGCCUACCGGCCUCGCCGCGGUUCCGCUCGCUCCUUGACAGCGGCUGAGCACAGGCCAGCGGCCCGGGGCGGCGGCCCUGGGCGACGCGGCGCCGAGAAGGCGGGCGGGCGGGCAGUGGAGCGCCGCGGGUCUCUAUAUGGCGGCGGCUCUGUCGGGCCUGGCUGUUCGGCUGUCGCGCUCGGCCGCCGCCCGCUCCUAUGGGGUCUUCUGCAAGGGGCUGACCCGCACGCUGCUCAUUUUCUUCGACCUGGCUUGGCGGUUGCGUAUUAACUUCCCCUACCUCUACAUCGUGGCUUCCAUGAUGCUCAACGUGCGUCUGCAGGGGUUAGAAAUGGCGAUGAAGAUGAGAGAAAAUGAGGUCAAAGGUUUCAGAGGCCCGAAACAACUGUGGAAUAACAGCACGCCGAUAUCAGCACUCUGGAGGCUGAGUUUGCUGUUCAUAUUGAGAUCCACUGAAGACCACCCCUUGACUGACAGGUGUCACCCCAGGUCACCCCAUCCAAGGAUGCAAAGCAUAAGGGAUGGAAGAGGGAUCCUGGGCACCUGCCUGGCAAAUAUGAAUAGGUCACAACAAGGUGACCUGGACAAACUAUCACGUGGCCUUAAGAAAAGAACCCAGAAGGGGAGCCCUGGCCUAGCAGAUGUGCCUUCCUGGAAGGAUCAGCCUGAAGUGCGUGUAGAUGGAAAGUCACAGGACACAGCAGCAUCCUUGGAAAUGAAACGUGAUCUGAGCCAGGCUGACCUUGAGCUUCACAGUGGCCACAAAGAGCUUCCAUAUCCAAAGGAAUCAAUGGGAAGAGAUUUGGCUCUGGCAUCUGUGCUAAGCAAGGCCUGGGGUCUGUCUUCUGCUCCUGCAAAAGAAUGUCUGGCUGAGGUGUCUGGUGGCAUCGGGAAAGCUCUAGGGAGUGAUGGGCUGGGAAGAGGGCCCAGAGCCACAGACAACCACAGAGGACAGUGCCCCAAAGGAGAGCCUUGGGUGUUGGGAUGGCCAGGCCAGCCAGAACCAUGGGAAAUGGGAUUCUUGAAGGGCGAACCACCAAAUGCUUUCCCCAGUGAGCGAGGUGCUGAGUCCGAACUGUCUUGUCCCUGUUAUGAGCUGUUCCAGAUGCCAGAUGUCCAUCAUGAAGUUCUCCCCAAAGACGAGACAAGAUGUAUAUCUGUUGAGCAUUUAAAGCCCAUGUUUUCAGAGCAAACAAUAGGAUACAAGAAAACUGUUGCAAGCAUUGAAAGUACUUCUUAUGGUCUGCAGAUGAUCUGGGGUCACUGAUUCAACAGCCUUCCAGAUUGGCAAAUCUCCUACACCAUAGUUAAGGUACAAGCAGAACAAUAAACAGAUUAAUUUUAAAAGUUGACUUACACUGAUUUCUUUUGCAUUAAGUCUGGCGUACGCUGCAGCAUUCAAUCCCCACUCUGAUUUGUGUGGCUGGACAAACCUCACUGGUUGAUGCAGACGGAAAAUUUUCAGCAUAUUUUUAUUUAACUUGUGCUGGAAAGACUCAGAAUUGGAAAACCCGUUCAGGAGAUGGUUGGAGCUGAGCACUUAAUGAUUUAACACAGAGUUCUUCCUAUAUUCAGGACACCCGUUCUAAAGGGCUACCCUUCCCAGACGCCAUCCAUCCUCAGCUUCUCUCUGCUUGCCUGAUGGAGGUAAGCAUCUGUAGUCUACCUGCUCCACUUCUACUAAGCUUUGCUUGGUUCAUGGUGAGCUGUUACUGUGUCUGCAUUUUAUAAAAGAAUUUUGACCUGCGGCAAAAAUGUCCUUUCUCACACAUCCCUCUAUUUCCUCUUGAAACAAGAUUUGAGUGGAGGCACUUUGGUGAAGUUGCAAUAUUAAAUGUAGGAUGACCUCAAACUAGGAGUCCAGAAGUGUUACUGUUAAAGUUGCAAAGGAGCCAGAGACUCUCUUCUGAAACUUAGGAUAGAGAAACAAAUCAAGUACUUCCCUUAUCAAAGUUGCCAGGUCCCAGGACACCUUUGCAUUAGGUUUUUUCUGAAGUUACUCUCCUUUUGUGAUUUGUUGCUAACUUUAAUAAAGGUCAUUUAGGAGUGGGGGGUGAUAACUGCAUAUAUUGUUUAUACUAUGUGCUAAUUACUAUGCCCUGGGCUAUUUUAGUGUUUUGGGAAAAUGAAAAAUCUGUUCUUUAGCAUAAUAAAUGUCUUCUUUUA
Messenger RNA from Nannospalax galili (Upper Galilee mountains blind mole rat), 2232 nucleotides. RefSeq names its product family with sequence similarity 220 member A (gene Fam220a). Gene Ontology annotation, molecular function: STAT family protein binding. The coding region runs from base 203 to 1333 and encodes 376 amino acids. The record is from RefSeq and is a predicted model, not a curated record. The transcript is spliced from 3 exons. Lineage: Eukaryota; Metazoa; Chordata; Mammalia; Rodentia; Spalacidae. Gene Ontology annotation, biological process: negative regulation of transcription by RNA polymerase II; protein dephosphorylation. Gene Ontology annotation, cellular component: nucleus.